This is a messenger RNA of Aquila chrysaetos chrysaetos, 2998 nucleotides long. RefSeq names its product minichromosome maintenance complex component 3 (gene MCM3). Gene Ontology annotation, molecular function: single-stranded DNA helicase activity; ATP binding; ATP hydrolysis activity. NCBI's taxonomy places the organism in Eukaryota, Metazoa, Chordata, Aves, Accipitriformes, Accipitridae. Gene Ontology annotation, cellular component: MCM complex; nucleus. Bases 214 to 2649 code for a protein of 811 amino acids. The transcript has 17 exons. Gene Ontology annotation, biological process: mitotic DNA replication initiation; DNA replication; double-strand break repair via break-induced replication. The record is from RefSeq and is a predicted model, not a curated record.
AAGGCGCCCGGUUUUGGCGCCAAGCGGCAGCGCGGCGGUUCCCGGCAGCGGCGGCGGGGGUCGGGUCGGGUCGGAUCGGAUCGCAGCGGGUCGGACCGCGGGCGCUGCCGGGGCCGGGUCGGUUCCCCUCGGCUCUGACCGCCUUCCCCCUUGCAGCGGCGGGAUCUCCUCGGCCCCCCCCCCCCGCCCCGGUCUCCCCGAGCGGCCGGCGGUAUGGCGGAGCCGGCGGGCGGGUUGGAGGACGCGGAGCUGCGGGAGGCCCAGCGCGACUAUCUCGAUUUUCUGGACGAUGAGGAAGAUCAAGGGAUUUACCACAGUAAAGUCCGGGACAUGAUCAGUGACAACCAGUAUCGCCUCCUCGUCAGCAUCAACGACCUGCGGCGGAAGAACGAGAAGAGAGCCAACCGGCUCUUGAGCAACGCCUUUGAGGAGCUGAUCGCCUUCCAGCGCGCCCUGAAGGAUUUCGUCGCCUCCGUCGAUGCCACCUAUGCCAAGCAGUACGAGGACUUCUACAUCGGGCUGGAGGGCAGCUUCGGCUCCAAGCACGUGUCACCGCGGACGCUGACGGCCUGUUUCCUCAGCUGCAUUGUCUGCGUGGAGGGCAUCGUGACAAAAUGCUCUCUGGUUCGUCCAAAGAUUGUCCGGAGCGUCCAUUAUUGCCCAGCUACCAAGAAGACUAUUGAGCGCCGAUACACGGACAUGACCUCCCUGGAUGCUUUCCCAUCCAGCUCCGUCUACCCUACGAAGGACGAAGAGAAUAACCCCCUGGAGACAGAGUUUGGCCUCUCGGUCUACAAGGACCAUCAGAGCAUCACCAUCCAGGAGAUGCCCGAGAAGGCACCAGCAGGGCAGCUGCCACGUUCCGUGGAUGUCAUUCUGGAUGAUGACCUGGUGGAUAAGGUGAAGCCUGGGGACCGCAUCCAGGUGGUGGGGACGUACCGCUGCCUGCCGGGAAAGAAAGGGGGUUACACUUCAGGGACUUUCAGGACUAUCCUCAUUGCCUGCCAUGUGAAGCAGAUGAGCAAAGAUGUCCGGCCUCUCUACUCUGCUGCCGACGUGGCCAAGAUCAAGCGAUUCAGCAAGAGUCGCUCCAAGGAUAUCUUUGACCAGCUGGCGAGAUCCCUUGCUCCCAGCAUCCAUGGGCAUGAGUACAUCAAGAAGGCCAUUCUCUGCAUGCUGCUCGGAGGGGUGGAGAAGGUCUUGGAGAACGGGAGCCGCAUCCGAGGAGACAUCAACAUCUUGCUGAUAGGAGACCCUUCCGUUGCCAAGUCUCAGCUCCUGCGGUACGUGCUCUGCACCGCGCCCCGCGCCAUCCCCACCACCGGCAGAGGCUCCUCCGGCGUCGGCCUGACCGCCGCCGUCACCACGGACCAAGAAACCGGCGAGCGGCGCCUGGAAGCGGGGGCCAUGGUUUUGGCCGACCGGGGGGUGGUGUGCAUCGACGAGUUCGACAAGAUGUCCGACAUCGACCGUACGGCCAUCCACGAGGUGAUGGAGCAGGGCCGCGUCACCAUCGCCAAGGCUGGCAUCCAUGCCCGCCUCAACUCCCGCUGCAGCGUCCUGGCGGCGGCCAACCCCGUCUAUGGCCGGUACGACCAGUACAAGACGCCCAUGGAGAACAUCGGCCUGCAGGACUCCCUGCUCUCCCGCUUCGACCUGCUCUUCAUUGUGCUGGACCAGAUGGACCCCGAGCAGGACAGGGAGAUCUCGGACCACGUCCUGCGGAUGCACCGCUACCGCAACCCCAACGAGCAGGACGGGGACGCCAUGCCCCUGGGCAGCGCCGUGGAGAUCCUGGCUACGGAGGACCCCGACUUUGUGCAGGAGGAGGAACAGGAGCUCCAAGUGUAUGAGAAACAUGAUGACCUCCUGCACGGGCCCAACCGCCGCAAGGAGAAGAUCGUCAGCAUGGAGUUCAUGAGGAAGUACAUCCACGUAGCAAAGAUGAUUAAGCCCGUCUUGACCCAGGAGUCGGCGAGCUACAUAGCGGAGGAGUACUCCCGCCUGCGCAGCCAGAGCCAGACGAACUCGGACAUUGCCAGGACCUCCCCUGUCACGGCCCGUACCCUGGAGACCCUGAUCCGCCUCUCCACGGCCCACGCCAAGGCCAGGAUGAACAAGACCGUCGAUCUGCAGGAUGCCGAGGCGGCUUUGGAGCUGGUGCAGUUCGCCUACUUCAAAAAGGUGCUGGAGAAGGAGAAGAAGCGCAGAAAGCAGGCGGAGGACGACUCGGAGACCGAGAAGGAGGAGGAUGAGGAGUCGCAGCCCAGGGAGGAGCGCAGGACGAGGAGGAGAAAGAAGGCACGCACAGGAGGCGAGGGGGAUUCCUACGACCCGUACGACUUCAGUGAUGCCGAGGAGGAGAUGCCGGAGGUCCAGGCACACACUCCCAAGGCGCCCGAAGCCUCGGCCGCUGGCGAAGCGAAGAAGCCGGAGCUGGCUGAGCCGAGGUUGAAAGCGUUCAAGGCUGCCCUCCUGGAGGUCUUCAAAACUUCCCAUGCCCAGUCUGUGGGUCUGAAGAACGUGAUGGAGUCCAUCAACCGUGACAACCCUGAUCCCUUCUCGCUGGCUGAAGUGAAGGUGGUGCUGGCCCACAUGCAAGAUGACAACCAGAUCAUGGUGUCCGAUGACAUUAUCUUCUUAAUCUGAGCCUCUGGGUGGAAGAGUCCAAGUUCUCGUGGACUCUCAGGCUGGAGACUCUUUGUGUUUGCCUUCAGCUCUCUCCUGAACACUUCAUCUGGCUGAGCUGGACUUUGGGGAGCUCAAGUCUGUGCACUUUACAGUCCUUCCUUGCUGUGCAUUGCUGGAGCAACCUGUGAGCUCCGGAAGCUCUCUUACUUUUACUGUCUUCAAACUGGAGUAUUUGGGAAGAGAUUUGUGUCUGCGAGGAGCCAAAAAGGAAAAACUUUGGUGCAAAUUAUCAGUGUUCUUAAUGUAUUGUUUUUAGCUUUGGUAGUAAUAGUUCCAGCCUUUGAAUAAAAAAAUCUGUAUUUAGGGA